Messenger RNA from Toxotes jaculatrix (banded archerfish), 1233 nucleotides. It is a transcript of the gene foxa1, whose product is annotated as forkhead box A1. The transcript is spliced from 2 exons. NCBI's taxonomy places the organism in Eukaryota, Metazoa, Chordata, Actinopteri, Toxotidae. Gene Ontology annotation, biological process: anatomical structure morphogenesis; regulation of transcription by RNA polymerase II; cell differentiation. Gene Ontology annotation, molecular function: DNA-binding transcription factor activity, RNA polymerase II-specific; RNA polymerase II cis-regulatory region sequence-specific DNA binding; protein domain specific binding. The record is from RefSeq and is a predicted model, not a curated record. Bases 1 to 1233 code for a protein of 410 amino acids.
AUGCUGGGCACGGUGAAGAUGGAAGGGCACGAAGCUCCAGACUGGAGCGGAUACUACAGCGAGGAGGUGUACUCUCCAAUGGCAGGUGGUGGGAUGGGUUCUGGUCUCGGGAUGGGCUCCAUGUCUGGAUACAUGUCCAACAGCGGGACCACGUCAGGCUCCUUCAACAUGUCGUACAGUGGGACUGGUCUGAGUCCCGCCCCAGUGGGGGGGAUGGGCAGCUCGGCUCCAGCGGCCAUGUCAGGUCUGGGUGGGGGCGUGGCCUCGAUGGGUGGAGCCUUGAGCCCGUCCAGUAUGAGCUCGGUGUCAGCACAGCAGGCCUCCAUGGGCCUGAAUCCGUACGGGGGCAUGAGCCCCACCAUGAGCCCCAGCAUGGCAUACGGCAGCGGGGGACUAAACCGAGCCCGCGACAACAAGGCCUUCAGACGGAGCUACCCACAUGCGAAACCACCCUACUCCUACAUCUCGCUCAUCACCAUGGCAAUCCAGCAGGCACCCAGUAAGAUGUUAACUCUGAGCGAGAUCUACCAGUGGAUCAUGGACCUGUUCCCAUACUACCGGCAGAACCAGCAGCGCUGGCAGAACUCCAUCCGGCACUCACUGUCCUUCAACGACUGCUUUGUCAAGGUGUCACGUUCACCGGACAAACCAGGGAAGGGCUCGUACUGGACCCUGCACCCCGACUCUGGGAACAUGUUCGAGAAUGGCUGCUACCUGCGGCGCCAGAAGAGGUUCAAGUGCGAGAAGAAGAUGUUGACGAAAUCAGAUGGGAGGAAGGAGCAGGGGGGAGGAGGUGGGGGAGGAGGAGCGUCUCCUGCAGGGGACUCCAUCAAACCUGCAGGACUCCUGGACUCCACCCUGCCCUCCUCCAGCCAGGCGACCUCGCCUCCUAGUCAGGACCUGCGGGGAGGUGUUGGCGGGGCAUCGGACCUGAAGGUGUCCAGCUCCCAGCUCCUGUCCUCCUUGUCAUUGCCUCCCCACUCCAUGGUGCACGAGUCCCAGCUGCACAUCAAAGGAGACCCCCACUACUCCUUCAACCACCCGUUCUCCAUCAACAACUUGAUGUCAUCCUCAGAGCAGCAGCACAAACUGGACCUGAAGGCCUAUGAGGCACUGCAGUACUCCUCCUACAGUGCUGGGGGGACGUCUGGCCUUGGGGGGAGGACCAUGGAGCCUCUGGAGGCCUCCUACUACCAAGGGGUCUAUCCCAGACCGCUCCUCAACACCUCGUAG